Molecule: messenger RNA, 1838 nt
Organism: Carassius gibelio (silver crucian carp)
Lineage: Eukaryota; Metazoa; Chordata; Actinopteri; Cypriniformes; Cyprinidae
Product: endophilin-A3-like
Exons: 11
Coding region: 123-1271 (382 amino acids)
Biological process (GO): synaptic vesicle uncoating
Cellular component (GO): presynapse; cytoplasm; glutamatergic synapse
Molecular function (GO): protein binding
Source: RefSeq, a predicted model, not a curated record
CCCAAGGUGCAAAAUAUUGCGACGGACGGAAGAGGGAGGAGAGCAAUGUGGACUCACGGGCAGAGAUAACCACCCCGACAUGUUUGUUCAUGUGAAACAUUUGGGGACGAACGCGGAUUAGAAUGUCAGUGGCCGGAUUGAAGAAACAAUUUCACAAAGCAAGUCAGUUGCUAAAGGAAAAGAUCAAUGGAGUUGAAGGAACAAAACUGGAUGAGGAAUUCCUCAACAUGGAAAGGAAAACUGAUAUUACCCACAAACUGAUUCUCGACCUUGUUCCAAAAACUAUAGGAUAUCUUCAGCCAAACCCAGCAUACAGAGCAAAACUCAGCAUGCUCAAUACAGUGUCCAAAAUUCGUGGGCAGGUGAAGGCUGUGGGCUAUCCUCAGACAGAGGGCAUUCUUGGAGACUGCAUGCUGCGCUAUGGCAAUGAGCUUGGAGCAGAGUCUGGUUUUGGUUUUGCUCUGCUUGAAAUGGGAGAGUCUUUGAAACAAGUAGCCCAGGCAAAAGACUGCAUGGAUGUCCGAGUGAAACGAACCUUCAUUGAUCCUCUGCUGUCCCUGCAGCACAAAGAGCUGAAGGAAAUCGCGUAUCAUCUGAAAAAACUUGAAGGUCGGCGUCUAGAUUUUGAUUACAAAAAAAGGCGUAAAGGAAAGAUUGCAGACUCCGAAAUUAAGAAAGCAUUUGAAAAGUUUGAAGAAUCCAAAGAACUGGCUGAGAGAAGCAUGUUUAAUCUCCUAGAGAGAGACGUACAACGUCUGCAACACCUCUCCGGUCUCUUAGAAGCAGUAAUGGACUACCACCGCCAGUCACACCAGAUUCUAGAACAUCUCAGGAGUAGUUUGCAGAGCAGGAUAGCAGACGCAAGCAAUCAACCCAAAAGGGAAUUUGCAUCUAAAUCAGUUGCGAGCACAGUGUGCUACACGGAUACUUAUGGAUUUUCCACAUGCUCAUCAGAUACUGAGAUUACCGAAGCUUUGAGUGAAAAAUAUGCAACGGUUGUGGUUCACCCUCCUGACAAAGUCACCAUUAAAGCUCAAACAACAGACAGGCCGUCCAGUGACAAUGAUAGCGGGCUCCCUUUGGAUCAGCCUUGCUGUCAGGCACUUUACAGUUUCCAGCCAGAAAACCAGGGCGAGCUGGGCUUUAAGGAGGGCGACAUCAUCAUUCUGACCAGCCAGAUCGAUGAAAACUGGUGUGAGGGAAUGAUCAGAGGGGAGGCUGGCUUAUUUCCCAUGAACUACAUCAAAGUACUUGUACCUCUGCCGCAAUGACAGCGGGAAGGCACUGCAGCUGGACAACAUGAACUGUGCCAGUUUUUUUAGAUUAAAAAAACUUUUCUUUAAAUAUUAUUGAUUAUUUGAUAACGAUUAAUAUGUGAAGCACUUCUGAGCCCAUGCUUUAUAUUUAUCUAUAUUAUCACUAUGCAAAGUAACGUACCCUGCCUUGUAUUCCUUAUCUGAUUAUUUUUUAUGAAUCUUAAAAUGUUAAAUAAAUAUGCUGCUAUAAAAAAACACAAGUAUCAUUUAUGUUAUACUGUAAGUGCACUAUGAAUGUUCAUAUAAAUUAUAAUUUUAAUACAAUGUGGUCAUGGACUGAUUAGUUUUACUCUUUUUAAAUAGCACUUAAAUCGAAAAAUUUAAUUACUUAUCCAAAAUUAUUUUAUUUUUUCUUUGUCUCUCCUUGUGCACUGCAUUAAAUAUUCUAGUACUGUUGGUCUUAUUGCAGAAUAACUUACGUGUACUUGUAUUUAAAAGCACUACAGACAUUUGAAUGCAUAUUCCUUGACAGACGUGUUCAACUUUGACACACAAAAUAAAUGACUUGCCUUCCCCACACAA